Molecule: messenger RNA, 3769 nt
Organism: Sorex araneus (European shrew)
Lineage: Eukaryota; Metazoa; Chordata; Mammalia; Eulipotyphla; Soricidae
Gene: SLC39A12
Product: solute carrier family 39 member 12
Exons: 13
Coding region: 216-2288 (690 amino acids)
Biological process (GO): intracellular zinc ion homeostasis; zinc ion import across plasma membrane
Cellular component (GO): membrane
Molecular function (GO): zinc ion transmembrane transporter activity
Source: RefSeq, a predicted model, not a curated record
GGAAUUUUAAAAACAGGCUUUUGUGGCCAUGAAAUGCACUGAGAUUUAGAAGACCUCAGUGUUGCAGGCAAGUCUUCAUUCAUCUUCCUUCCCAAGGAGUGAUCAUUACAGCCGGGAUUUCUCGCCUUCUCAGAAAUUCCUCCAAUUCCAAGUCCACGCUGUGACCACCAGCCCAGCCACCAGCCCUGACAGUCCAGGGGGACAGCCGGGCAGAAAUGUGCGUGUGGAAGCUCUGGGCUCUCUGGGUGCUGUCCUCUCUCCUGCUCGGCCUGGUCCCCGCCUCCGAGACAGAAAGCCCCUCCACCCAGGACAGUGGUGGUCCUUGGCGUCCAGGCCUGCUGAUGGAGGUCCUCCAGGAUCUGUCUGCAGGUGACCAUCCACCCCAGCGCCACCCAGGAAGCCCCCUCUGGACCUUGCUGGAAAAGUCUGCAUGCCCACGGAGGGCCGGGAGACCACCAGGGGACUGCAAUCAGUGCUUUGAGCCAGAUGCUCUGUUACUAAUGGCUGGAGGAGAUUCUGAAGGGUCACCGAGAGAGGAAGUGGCCCAGAGACUGUCGCUUCUUCUCCUCUAUUACAUUAUUCACCGGGAAGAGGUCUGCGCCUCCAAACUCAACAUGAGUCACGAAGGGUAUGAGUUUUACUUGCGCAGCCUCCUCAGCCUCCGGCAGGACGAAGACCCUUCCUUCCUGUCACAGAACGAGACCGAAGAUAUCCUGGCCCUCACCUGGCAGUACUUUGAGCCUUCAGGAAGCCAGUGUAUGGAAACCAGAACAUUGCUGGAACAGUCUGGAAUCCUGAGCAGUAAUGGUGCGGACGAAAAUACCCUUCCCCAGCUGGCAGCCACCGUGAUGGCCUUGUCCCUCCGAGGGGUUUGUCUGGGACAAAGACACUUACCUUCCCCAGACUACUUCACAAAAUAUAUUUUCACUUCUUUGAAUAGUACAAAUACUCUCCACCUCUCCGAACUAGACCUACUCCUCAAUACUCUCUGGGCCCAAAAUACCUGUGUCAGAAAGGAUAGUAGCCACCGGCUUCAAAGGAAAGAAAACAAUGUAGGAGUUCGUGCUUGGGAUUCCCCUAAUCAUCCUGCUUCCCGGAACCAAGAGGCAGAGGAUGGUCCAGAUUCCUGGGAUCAGACUUGCUUCUCUGCCCGGCAGCUGGUGGAGAUCUACCUACAAAGCAGCCGUGUGCCCAUUUCUAAGGAAGACUUUAAGCAAAUGAGUCCAGGGAUCAUCCAGCAACUGCUCAGCUGCUCUUGCCAGCGGCCUCUGCUCACCCCACAAGCAAAGCUGCCACCCACAGCUCUGGAGAAGUACGGCUACAGCACAGUGGCCGUGGCCCUGCUCACGCUGGGCUCCAUGCUGGGGACCACGCUGAUCCUUUUCCGAGGCUGCGAGGAGAACUACCGGCUGAUCUUACAGCUGUUCGUGGGCCUCGCCGUGGGGACGCUGUCUGGGGACGCUCUCCUCCACCUGAUCCCUCAGAUUCUUGGCUCAUACAAGCACGAGUCCUCAGACUUUGAACAUCUCCAUGAAAGCAAGGACCAUAUUUGGAAACUGUUGGGCUUGAUUGGAGGAAUUCAUGGAUUUUUUGUGAUAGAAAAAUGUUUUAUUCUUUUUGUAUCACCAAGUACUGAGGAUCUGUCACUGGUUCAUGGGCAUGGAGGACAGUCCCAACAUCUUGCUCUCAACUCUGAAUUAAGUGACUCAUCAGGCAGAGGCAAAUCAACUUCAACAAUCCAGUUGAAAGGCCCAGAAGAUUCACAGGCAGCUGAAAUUCUUCCAGGCAGUAUGACAUCCCCUCGCAGAAAACGCAAGAGCAUGAGCCUGCUGGCAAUAAUGAUUCUCGUUGGGGACAGCUUGCAUAACUUUGCCGAUGGCUUAGUGAUUGGGGCAGCCUUCUCGUCUUCAUUAGAGUCGGGUGUGACGACAACCAUUGCUAUCUUGUGCCACGAGAUCCCACAUGAGAUGGGAGACUUUGCUGUGCUGUUAAGCUCCGGUCUUCCCACCAAGCUUGCCAUCCUGAUGAACCUCGUCAGUGCUCUGACGGCCUUCGUUGGCCUCUACAUUGGUCUUUCAGUCUCUACGGAUCCUUGUGUCCAAAACUGGAUCCUAACAGUUACUGCUGGGAUGUUCUUAUAUUUAUCUUUGGUGGAAAUGCUUCCUGAAAUGACUCAUGUUCAAACACGGCGACCCUGGUUGAUGUUUCUCCUGCAGAACUUUGGAUUGUUUGUAGGUUGGCUUUCUCUCUUACUCUUGGCUAUAUAUGAACAAAAUAUUACAAUAUGAACUUCAAAACCCUUAAAAAUAAAUUUAUGUGGCCUCAUUUUGUUUCUUUCACUGCAUUCUAUGGAGAUUGGCACAUUUGGUUUUUAUAUUGUUCAAGAGAUGUCUUCUCUUUCCUUAACUUAUUAAUUUUAUAAUACAUUUUUUGUUUGUAUAGUGUGUCCUCUGAGUUCUUCGGCAAUAUGAUGUUCAUACCUUGCAGUAAUUCUUGAAUUUUAAAUUAUUUCUAAGCAUUAACAGCAUUGUUUCCUUAAUAAAGAAUGUGUGCAGUGUCUAAAGUGCAUAGUCGAUGGGUGGGAUAAAAUCUGCUUCAACUUCUUUGAUGUCAAUAAUAUGUAUAUUUUUUCCCUGAGAUCACAAACCACAAGCAAAAUUACAAACAAAUGUGAUGAAGUUUUAAUGUGAUGGUUUGUAUUACCUUCUAUGACUGGAUGUCAGGUUUGGAAUAUAUUGCUCACCCAACAAACAUGGAACAUUCACCUGCAAGCACUGCCCAUUGGCACAUAAAUGCUAAUAAGGAAGCAAACGUGUAAGCCAAGAGGAUACGACGUCAGCAAUCUUCUCGGUAAUCACCAAGUGAAAUCUUUUCUAUGCAAAAAGGACUGGAAACAAAAGAUGCAGUUCUGAUAUCUUUAAAAUAACAAAGCCUGAGCGGGAAGGAGAAGGAUGUAUAAACAUUCAGAUAUUUAGCAUAGGAAACAUAUUUUAUAUUCUCCAGGGAAACAGAGAACCCCAAACUUUGUGUCAGUAAGUAACUGCAUGCAAUAGGCAGGCAAAGUGGCUGACCUAGAAAAAUGAUUAAAAGAGAAAACAGCUCUGUGUUUUUAGUCAUUGUUUUUUGGAAAAUCAAUGCCUAUUAUUGGGCCUGAUAUAUUUCAACAAGGGAAAAAGUUCGUUUUUCUGCCAAAAUGACUCUUGGCAUUCAAAUACAUCCCCUGUCUUCUACUCAUCAGUGGAAAGGCCUGCUGUGGCCUGUCUUUUCAUAAAAUCUUUUCCAGUCACCUUUCUUUGAUUUCCAAAGUUACGUUCUUUCUUCAGGAGAGCUUGAUGGAAGUGGACUUCUCUAGAGAGUGAAAUGACUCCCCAAAGUUUGCAACGUGAGGAUCAACUCUGAAACCCAGGCAGGGGCUCGGCUUCAUCCCAACUGUUCCUGCUUCUGUGGGCCUGGGUGAGAGCUCAAUUUCGAACAAUUUACAGAUGAUUUGGAUGUAGGUACUGCUGGUCCUGAUUCCCCUCUGAGUUAGUUCUCUACUGAACAAGCAGAAAUCAGCAGCUCCUAGAAAGAGCAGGCGCACAAUGCAGGCACCCAAGAACCACGUGAUUUCUCUACAGUUGGAGUUUCCAGAGUCAAAACCUCCUUCUUUUUGCCUGCUUGUCUCUGAGCAUCAGAUGGGUCCCGGCUUGAGUACCGCAUGAAGACUCUGCUGAGAAUACAUUUAUUCACUUUUUCCUUUAUAAUAAAUAACCACCUGAGUAUUUCUGUA